Molecule: messenger RNA, 283 nt
Organism: Austrofundulus limnaeus
Lineage: Eukaryota; Metazoa; Chordata; Actinopteri; Cyprinodontiformes; Rivulidae
Product: neuroblast differentiation-associated protein AHNAK
Biological process (GO): regulation of RNA splicing
Cellular component (GO): costamere; nucleus; cytoplasm
Source: RefSeq, a predicted model, not a curated record
CAUUCAAGGACCUAAUAUCAAAGGUGAUGUGUCUCUCCCUAAACCUAAGGCUCCAGAGGUAGAUGUCAACCUCAAGGGCCCAGAAAUUGAAGGACCCAAGAUUGACCUACCUUCUGUUGAUGUUUCACUUUCUGAAGGUACAAUAGAGGGGGACAUCAAUCUUGAAGGCCCGGAUGUCAAAGGUGGAAAGUUCAAGAUGCCAAAAUUUGAUGUGUCACUACCAAAGGUUGGUCUCACACAUGUUGAAGUGCCAGACAUGAAAGGAAAAUUUGAAAUGCCAUCU